This is a messenger RNA of Coffea arabica (coffee), 996 nucleotides long. Its product is annotated as carboxylesterase 1. NCBI's taxonomy places the organism in Eukaryota, Viridiplantae, Streptophyta, Magnoliopsida, Gentianales, Rubiaceae. Gene Ontology annotation, molecular function: hydrolase activity. The record is from RefSeq and is a predicted model, not a curated record.
AUGGCCGAUAAGAUUACCGAAUUUCCACCUGGGAAUCCUCAGACCGAUCCCUAUGGUUUUCUUGGCUUCGUCAGGAACCCAGAUGGCUCAGUCGCACGUUUUCUUGAUAUGCCAAAAACCCCCGUCUCAUCAUUCGAUAAGAGUCCAGUUCUCCUUGUUAAGGACAUCCCAGUAAACCAAUCUAAAAACACUUUUGUUCGUAUUUUCCUACCCCGGAAAGCAAUUGAAUCCUCUCCAGGCACGAAACUUCCCCUCCUGAUUUUCAUUCAUGGUGGAGGCUUCGUUAUUUGCAGCGCAGCCACGCCUUACUUCGAGAGUUUAUACAACAGUUUUACUGUUGAUAUCCCAGUUGUGAUGGUAUCCAUAGAGUAUCGUCUAGCUCCAGAGCACAGGCUGCCGGCAGCUUAUGAAGAUUGUAUGGAAGUUAUGCAAUGGAUCAAGAGCUCCCAGGAUGAAUGGUUGACAAAAUAUGCUGAUUUAUCAAACAGUUUCCUCAUGGGGAGUAGUGCAGGAGGAAACAUUGCCUAUCAUGUCGGUCUGAGUGCAUCUUCAUGUGCUGAUGAUCUUGAGCCUUUGGAGAUCAAAGGGCUGAUUUUGCACCAACCAUUUUUUGGUGGCACUAAAAGGACAGAAUCAGAGUUGAGGGCUGAUAAUGACAAGAUUUUGCCACCCUGCGUGACUGAUGUCAUGUGGGAGCUAUCAUUGCCGGUUGGCGUUGACCGUGAUCAUGAGUUCUGUAAUCCAUUAUUGAGCAUCAAAUCAGGCCGAUUUGAUCAGAUUAAGGCUUUGGGAUGGAAGAUUUUGGUGACUGGAUAUGAGGGUGAUUCUUUGUUGGAUCAUCAAAUUAAUUUUGUGAAAGCGUUGCAAGAGAAGGGUAUGGCUUUGGUGGCUAAGUUUGCUGAAGGAGGUUAUCACGGCGCUGACACCUUUGAGCUUCCUAGAGUUUAUGCUCUGUGUGAGCUCGUCAAAGAGUUUGUCCAAUCCAUUGUUAAUUAG